AUGUUAUUUCACCGGGGAAUCCAAUCCUUUCGCUCCGUCACCACCGCAAAAUUCUCAAUCCUCCACUCAUUCGCCACCGCCACGGCCACGGCCAACUCCAACGCCAACGCUGAAGAUGACAUCUUCAAAUCCCACCACCACCUAUCCACCAUAAAAUCCAAAUCCCAACUCCUCCAAUCCUACACUGUCACGCCCCCUAUUAAGCCAUGGCCCCAAAAACUGUCACACAAACGCCUUGUCUCUAUUAUCACCCGCCAACAAAACCUCGACCUUGCCCUCCAAAUAUUCCAACACGCCGGUAAAUAUCACCCCAAUUUUCACCACAAUUACGACACUUACCACUCCAUCAUCCACAAGCUCUCUCGCGCCCGUGCUUUUGAACCCGUAAAUACCCUUUUGAACGAUCUCCUUCAUUCCAAUAUCAAGUGCGGGGAGAACUUAUUUAUCACAUUGAUCAGAAACUACGGAAUUGCUAGUAAACCCAAAGAUGCCCUUAAAACCUUCAUUCAUAUCACGGAUUUUGGUGUACAAAGGUCAGUUCGAUCCUUUAACACCCUUUUAAACUCGUUGGUUCAGAAUAAGAAGUACGAUUCUGUUUACAUAUUGUUUAAGAAUUGCCAGAGAAAGUUUGGCAUUGUGCCUAAUGUGUUUACUUGUAACAUAUUAUUGAAGGCGCUCUGUAAGAAGGAUGAUGUUGAGGGUGCGGUUAGGCUUAUGGAUGAAAUACCAGCAAUGGGAAUGGUUCCCAAUGUUGUCAGUUAUACGACUAUUUUAGGUGGGUAUGUGACACGAGGUGAUAUGGCAGGGGCGAAGAGAGUGUUUGAUGAGAUUUUGGAUAGAGGGUGGUUGCCUGAUGCAACCACAUACACAGUUUUGAUGGAUGGGUUUUGUAAGCUAGGAAGGUUUGUUGAAGCAACGAAAGUGAUGGAUGAGAUGGAGGAGAAUGGGGUUGAGCCAAAUGAUGUUACUUAUAGUGUCAUGAUUGAGGCUUUGUGUAAGGAAAAGAAGUCUGGGGAAGCUGUUAAUUUGGUUAAUGAUAUGCUUGAUAAACAGUAUAUACCAAGCUCAGCAUUAUGUUGUAGGGUGAUUGAUGUCUUGUGUGAGAAAGGGAAGGUUGAGGACGCAUGUGAGUUGUGGAAGAAGUUGUUGAUAAAGAAUUGUACUCCAGAUAAUUCGGUAUCGAGCACACUUAUACAUUGGCUUUGUAAGGAAGGGAAGGUUUGGGAAGCGCGGAAGUUGUUUGAUGAGUUUGAGAGAAGUACUAUACCUAGUUUGUUGACGUAUAAUACACUUAUUGCCGGGAUGUGCGAGAGAGGGGAGUUGUGUGAGGCAGGGAGGUUGUGGGAUGAUAUGGUGGAGAAGAAAUGCACCCCUAAUGCUUUUACUUAUAACAUGAUGAUCAAGGGGUUUUGUAAGGUAGGUAAUGCAAAGGAAGGGAUUGAACUCUUGGAGGAGAUGUUGGAUAAAGGCUUAUUUCUGGACAAGUCCACUUAUUCUAUCUUGAUUGAAGGACUCUGCAAUUCAAAAUGCGAACCUGAAGUUUGCAGGGUGCUUUCUGUGGCUGCUUCUAGUAAUCAGAGGAUUGAUGCUGAUUCUUGGGGAAUUCUAUUGGCCAAUUUAGUUUCCAAUCUUGAUAAGGGAAUGGUUCUUUUAGAAGAAAUAUUGCUAGAGAAUGCUACGUAG
Messenger RNA from Fraxinus pennsylvanica, 1683 nucleotides. Lineage: Eukaryota; Viridiplantae; Streptophyta; Magnoliopsida; Lamiales; Oleaceae. The record is from the annotation of a GenBank genome assembly.